Molecule: messenger RNA, 2082 nt
Organism: Homalodisca vitripennis (glassy-winged sharpshooter)
Lineage: Eukaryota; Metazoa; Arthropoda; Insecta; Hemiptera; Cicadellidae
Gene: Ssadh
Product: succinate-semialdehyde dehydrogenase, mitochondrial
Exons: 10
Coding region: 336-1883 (515 amino acids)
Biological process (GO): GABA catabolic process
Molecular function (GO): succinate-semialdehyde dehydrogenase (NAD+) activity
Source: RefSeq, a predicted model, not a curated record
CAGCUGUUAGAACCUCUGCUGCAUUGUGUUUAGUUUGUUUAUUUUCUGACGUUCACAAUUUGCAGUUGUUUUAAAUUGCUAAAUUGAUUUAACCUUUUGACUGUUGAGUUGACACUCUCAUAUUAGUUAAACACUGAGUCUAUGAUAAGGGAAUAUGUGACUGCAACUCCAAGUUUAUUUCACGAUUUUUUUAAAUAAUAUAAAUGGUUCAGUAGCAACGUUAAAAACUUAGAGGGUUAACAUCUCAUACGUCUAGGUCUGUGGCUUCUUGUUCAGAUUGUUUAGUAUUCACAGGAAAUUUACUAGCUCUACGAAAGUUAUAAUUUUGUUUAAAAAUGUGGUCCUUAAUAGCAAGAAAAAUUACACUGAGAGCCAAAAUUGAGACUUUAGGCUCGAGACAUUUGAGUUUAUCAAGCAAUAAAAGGAGUCAACUGAAACUGCUCAAAACCAAAGGAUUCAUCAAUGGAGAAUGGGUGUCUGCCAGAAGUGGGAAGACAUUUGAAGUAACAAAUCCAGCGACUACACAGGUGAUAGCAAGUGUACCAGAUAUGGAUGUCACUGACACAGAGACAGCUAUAGCUGCAGCCAAUGAGGCAUUCCAAUCCUGGGGAAACACAACGGCAAAGGAGAGAGCCACGCUUCUGCGAAAAUGGUACAACGCCAUGCAGGACCAUGCCUCAGAGUUGGCUGCCCUGGUGACCGCAGAGGCGGGCAAACCUUUGCCUGAAGCUCUUGGAGAGAUCAACUACGGCAACUCUUUUGUAGAGUGGUUCUCUGAAGAGGCUCGCCGUGUACAUGGUGACGUUGUGCAGAGCCCCCAGAAGAGCAAGGAGAUGAUCAUGGUGAAACAGCCGAUCGGUGUGGCAGCCCUCAUCACCCCAUGGAAUUUUCCACAAGCCAUGAUUACCCGCAAGGCAGGGGCGGCACUUGCGGCUGGCUGCACAUGUGUCAUCAAACCAGCCGAGGACACUCCAUUCACAGCUCUGGCUCUCGCAGAGCUAGCAAAUCAAGUUGGAAUCCCCAAAGGUGUGAUCAACGUUGUGACAAGUGGACGCGCCAAUGCUCCAGCCAUCGGUAACAUCCUCUGCACCAGUCCACAUGUCGCUGGGCUUUCCUUCACAGGAUCCACAGAAGUUGGGAAAUUGCUGUACAGGCAGUGUGCAUCCGGAGUGAAGAGAGUUGGACUGGAACUGGGUGGUAACGCACCUUUCAUAGUGUUCGACACUGCAGACUUGGAUAAGGCAGUGGAAGGAGCAAUCGCAUCCAAGUUUAGAAACUGUGGCCAGACUUGUGUCAGUGCAAACAGAUUCAUCAUACAAGAAAACGUGUUCGAACCGUUUGUGAGGAAAUUAAAAGAAAAAAUGGCCGCUCUAAAGCUUGGAGAUGGAACAAAACCGGAUGUGAACCAAGGACCUUUAAUCAAUAUGAAGCAAGUUGAAAAGGUGGAAAGUAUCGUUAAAGAUGCAGUGGAUAAGGGUGCCAAUGUAGUGUUUGGAGGCAAGCGAGCUACACAGAUCGGAGCACAGUUUUAUGAGCCUACUCUGCUGACUGGAAUUAAGCCAGACAUGGCCUGUUACACGGAGGAGAUUUUCGGUCCAGUGGCUGUCUGCGUGAAAUUCCAAACGGAGGAGGAGGCAGUGGCUAUUGGGAAUAGCACGAACCGUGGGUUGGCCGGCUAUUUCUACUCCAACAAUGUGGGGCAGGUGUGGCGUGUAGCCAGGCGGCUGGAGGUGGGGAUGGUGGGGGUCAACGAGGGCCUCAUCUCGGCGGCGGAGGCGGCGUUCGGUGGCAUCAAGGAGUCGGGCAUCGGUCGUGAAGGUUCACACUAUGGGCUCGACGAGUACAUUUACAUCAAAUACAUCUGUUUCGGCAACUUGCAGUAAUACCAUUCAAUUGCUGCGGAAGUCAUUUUUAUACUCAAAUCUUGUGUUCGUUUACCACUAUCUGAAAAUGUUUGUUUAUUAAUAUAUUUGUUUAAAAUGCGAGGAAAAUUAUAAUUUAAUUGUAGAAAUGUUAAAUGAUUUACUUUAAUUAUGUUGCCUGUAAAUUUACAAGUAGAGAUAAAUAUUUAUGAUUAUACAU